Stegostoma tigrinum is the source of this 2502-nucleotide messenger RNA. Its product is annotated as smoothelin-like protein 2. Bases 270 to 1391 code for a protein of 373 amino acids. Gene Ontology annotation, molecular function: protein binding. NCBI's taxonomy places the organism in Eukaryota, Metazoa, Chordata, Chondrichthyes, Orectolobiformes, Stegostomatidae. The transcript has 8 exons. Gene Ontology annotation, cellular component: microtubule organizing center; filamentous actin. Gene Ontology annotation, biological process: actin cytoskeleton organization. The record is from RefSeq and is a predicted model, not a curated record.
ACCAUGAGUAUUCAGGAAGGGGGAGCAUAAGCAAACCCUCACUCAUACAGUUCCCUUAUUUGGUGCUGCGGCUGAGGAAAUCCCAUGCAGAGUGAAAGGGAGGGUUAUUGUUUGGCCCCAUGGUUUGGGGGCAGGGAACCAGACUGAGAGAGAGCUGUGGUAGUGGCACAUUAGUGUACAACAGCAGCAUUGCUGAGAGAGAGAGAGGGUGCGAGGGACCGAGUGGGAGGGGAACGUGUCUGAGCAGAACCAGCAGCUGCUGAUGACACAUGGACAUUCAAACAGGAUGCCAGCUAUCACUGAGCAGCGGGAUGAACACUGAACCGUCGAAAUCCACCCAGGAAGAUUCUGGGAUGGAUCCAGCCAGACUCUGCCCCAGUCCCCCAGAAGAUCCAACUGGUGCCGAGCUCCCCACCGAAAUGGGUGUGUUGCCCACUGAGAAAGUGAGCGAUGAGCCCGAGACAUCGGUGCAGAAUCUGGACCCCGAUCCCAGGGAAAGUGAGCAGGGAGCAGAUACAGGGAACCUCGAGGAAGCAGCUGGUGUCGACGCUGGGGGAGAAUCAUCGCUGGAUGCUGAGGUCCGUACAGAGAGCCACAAUUCCCUGGAGGGGCCACAGCUCCGUCGGGAAGGACAGACUGUCGAGGGUGAGGCUGGUGUCGCUGAGUCUCUGUCAAUGUCUUCGCUGAGUCGGUCCAUCACCAAGGAAGACGUCACGUGCCUGAAGAGCCCUCUGGUGGAGGAGGCGAGAAACAGCGACAGGAUGAGGGAGAUUGGCCGCUCGCAGACCGUCCCACGGUCCUUUGGCGCUCAGUCUCGCAGAGCGGCCAUGCAGAAGGCUGACGCACAGAAAGACACGGUUCCUGCCUCAGCGGGCUCGAAAAUGAAGCCACAACGGUCGACCAGCUUCGGAAAAUCUGGCGGAAGUAGUGUCAAACAGAAGCUCCUGGAGUGGUGUCGCCAGAAAACGCGUGGUUACCAGCACGUCGACAUCCAGAAUUUCUCCACCUCCUGGAAUGAUGGGAUGGCGUUUUGUGCCCUAGUCCACAAAUUCUUCCCAGAUUCCUUUGAUUAUUCCGCACUGGCUCCCAAAAACCGGAGGCAGAACUUUGAGCUGGCCUUCAGCAUGGCAGAAGCUCGGGCUGACUGCGUACCCCUGAUCGAAGUGGAGGACAUGAUCCGGAUGGGCAGACAUCCCGAUGCCAAGUGUGUCUUCACCUAUGUCCAGUCGCUGUGCCGCCACCUGCACAGCCUGGAGACCAGACCGCCAGCCGCGCCAGCGACGGAGUCCAAUCCCAGUCACCCCUGCCCACCUCUACCCAGUGCCGGGCCUGAGGAAUGUGACGGAGGGGCCCAGGUGGAGGGAGGGAGCGGGGAAGAGACCAGGGACUAACCGUCGCUGGCUCGGAUUCGACUUUUGCCGGAAUCGUAAGCAAUAGGGGCGGUGGGGGGAGAGGUCAUUCAGCCCCUCAGAUCUCCUCUCCCACUCUGGGCCUCGUUUCAGCUUCCAGCGCUUGGCCCCGCACAGAGCAGCAACCUCUCAGCACCUACCCCUGCCAAACCCCGUCAGAAUGCCACCACCUCGUGUUCUGUUCGAGUCCCCAAGAAGUUAAACUCGGUUGACUCAACCUGUCAUUGUCAGAUAACCCAGCACCACCACCGCACCCCCCCCCCCCGCCCCACGUUAUCACAGUCAUUCUCCUGGUCACUGCCUCCAAUACAAUGCCAUCUUACCUUAAAUACAGAGACUCGAAACGGUGUCGUGUGUUCGAGACGUGGUCUCAGCAAAGAACCACCCCCCCCCACCGCCACCUUCUGACAAUGAACUGCGAACCUUCCUUAUCCUCGCACUCUGGCCUGCUUGCUAAAACAUAAAAAGCAACAGUCUCAAUUUAUUCUUCCCACUGCCUGCUCUGCAUGUGUUCCUUGUCUCGCAGAACAUCAACAGUUGAAAGUUUCUGAGAUAACAAGGUGCAGAGCUGGAUGAACCCGGGCAGUAUCGGAGGAGCAGGGAAGGUGACGUUUCUGGUCUGGGCCCUUCUUCAGAAAUGAUGACCGGGAUGUUGCCUGGAAUGGAGGGUUUGAGUUAUUGGGGGGGGGGAGGGGGGAGACUUUUUUGUCACUGGAUCUUAGGAGGUUGAGGGUUGACUGUCUAGAGGCUUAUAAAAUCAUGAGGCGUAUAGAUAAAGUGAAUGGCAGGAAUGUUCAGAAAUUUCUGAAGAAGGGUCCCGACCCGAAACGUCAGCUUUCCUGCUUCUCUGAUGCUGCUGUGUUCAUCCAGCUCUGCACCUUGUUAUCUCAGAUUCUCCAGCAUCUGCAGUUCCUACUAUCUCUAUCAUUGGAAGUUUCGCUGUCUUUAGAAAAAUAAUCUUCCAUUUUAUUCUUGCGACCAAAGUGUUGUGAGCUAGAGAGAUCCACUAACGCAAGAUUGGAACGCCUGUGUGUGCUUAACGCAGCUCCAACAAACACUCAAGAAGCUCGACACCAUCCAGGACAGAGCAGCC